AUGGAAGAACUUAAGCACUUUCCGGAAAAGAGUAUUCUUCGAAAACCGUUCCGUUUGAAUCGUGAACAGCCACCAUCAUCAUCAUCAUCGACUUCAAUGCGUAAACACACUCAAAAACCCGUUUUUGAGGGUCGAAUUAAGGCUGCCAUCAUUUUAGAUGAAUCAGACCCCUCCCUAUCCCCAACUGAAGUAUUUGAAGCCCUGCAUGAAGAUGAAUCGGAUAAAAAAACCCCAAUUGAUUCGCAAAGUCGAAGAAAAAGUUGGCUACGACAGGCUAUUUCUGUUGAUGGCGAACGGGUACCCGGAAAACUACUUCAUCAGUGCAGCCUGGAGCAUGGUUACAUUCGACAUAUUUCCACUUCAAAUGAGGAAGCUGUUCAGCAAAACAAUCAGCAAGACAAUACCGGUGACGACAAUGACCUUGAAGAUCUCCAAUCUCAGCGCGCUCUGGUUGAAGCGGAAUUGAGACGUAAAGCUAAAGCUCCCCCAGGACUCAAGAUCCGUGACCUCCUUGCAUCCCGAUCGAUAAUUGAGGACGAGGAUGAUGAAGAAAAUGAACGUGGAGGUGGAACUAUUAGUAAUUCCAGGGAGGAUACUCCAGUAGCAUCCGAGGAAACGAAGGAAACAAGCGAUCAGAAUAAUGCUCAAGCGAGGGAUUUAUGA
Rodentolepis nana is the source of this 663-nucleotide messenger RNA. NCBI's taxonomy places the organism in Eukaryota, Metazoa, Platyhelminthes, Cestoda, Cyclophyllidea, Hymenolepididae. The record is from the annotation of a GenBank genome assembly.